GCUGCCACCUUUCAGAUUCAGCCCAACCACCUGACGAAAUGGAGAUGCGUCUGGUGUUGCUCUCCCUGGCUUCUUUGACCUUUGUCUUCUUCACUCGUCCUUUAAGGGUUGAAGCCUGCAGAAUCGCCACCAGUAGUGAAUGCGCCAAAGCUCAGUUUGUGCCCGGGCACAAUCUGGGAGGUGAAGGUUUCAACAUCGUCACCAUGAAGCGCACAGGUGCCUACGUCAUCAACAUGGAUAAGGUAGACAAGGCCAACGGUACUUGCAUGUUGUGCACAAACACCCAUGAAAAAAAAGUCCAGCAAAAGCUGCCUAUUUCGAUGGUGGAUUGGCGUCCAGUUCCUCGGUGCAAGAUGAGCGUUUACAGCAAGGUGUACGAGUCCAGUGAGUCUCUAUUGAACAACACUGGCUCCAACAUUAAAAACGACUGGAAGGUUGGCCUGGAGAUAAAAGCCGAUCCCAGGUUCCAGCCAUCCUUGAUGCUUGGAGGAUCCCAUUCCAGAGCUGCUAAUUUUGCCAUGGAGAAAUCAAAGAAAGAUAAAUACAGCUUUGCCAAACACGAGGUACACUGCGAAUUCUACAAGUACAGAGUGCAGUCCACUCCAGUCGUGAGUGAUGAGUUCUCCCAGUCCUUCAAGGCUCUUCCUAAUCGAUACUCCCGUGACACAAAGUCCCAGUACCGAUCUAUCAUUGACAUCUACGGCACCCACUUCAUGAGACAAGUGUCCCUAGGUGGAAGGGUGAAGAGCAUCACGGCUAUCAAGACGUGCGAGGCUUCCUUGAAUGGCCUGACUGACUCAGCUGUGAAGGACUGCCUUGACGUGGAGGCAUCAGCUACCAUCUUACAAAUGGCCACAGUCAAGACCGAGGCUCAUUUCUGUCGGGAGAAACUGAAAAAGCUGAAAAACUCUCAAAGCUUCAGUGCCACUUUCAAUGAGCGCCACUCGGAGAUCAGUGGAGGGGAAAUGAAUGUAGGGGACCUCCUCUUCUCCUCCACCUCAGAUCCCAAAGCCUACAGUAAUUGGUUUCCUAGUCUGAAGAGUACUCCUGACGUCAUCUCCUACUCCCUCGCCCCUCUCCACAGACUUUUCCCUAAAGAUCCCCGGAGCAAACAUCUGAAGUCCGCUCUGAAAGAUUACAUCUUUGAGCACGCUGUUUUGAGGAGCUGCUCCAGCAAGUGUUCAGUUGGUUCACGUACGAGCGUCAGGGAGCCGUGCAACUGCGUAUGCCAUGGUGACAAUGCCGUAAAAGCCAACUGCUGUCCUGUUGAAAAGGGGCUGGCUAAAUUGACCGUGAAAAACAUGAGGGCUACAGGCCUGUGGGGUGACUAUUUUACCAAAACUGAUGGUUCUGUGAAGGCUUCAUAUGGUGCAGAAUUUCAACGUACUGCAGUCAUCGACAACAAUGACAACCCUGUGUGGAGAGAUACAUUCAACUUUGACAACAUCAAGCUAUCCAUGACUAACAAUCUCAUAUUUGAAGUCUAUGAUGCGGACUAUAAUUGGAACUCUGACCUGCUGGGAAAAUGCACCAUCUCAUUGAAAAACGGGGACCACGAUAGUUUGUGUGCCUUGAAUCAUGGCACUUUUUACUACUCCUACAAGGUGACGUGUGCCCCCAGUUUAGGUGGUGCAGAGUGUGACGAAUAUAUUCCUUCUGGUAUGAGCACCGAGCUGACAAAGAGUUACGUGUCCAGAAACGCCAUCCACGUCCCGCUUAGUCUCUUGCCACAACUCUAUCAUGGCUAUGUUCCGUGGCCAUUGAAUGGGACCCAAGAACAUACAGUAAAGAACCCUGACUUGAGAAUGAAGAACAAGACGAUGUUUUCUCCAAUAUGAAGAGCUCCCAAAUCCCAGAAUCAUUGGGGGUCAAGUGGCUCAAGAGUUAACCAAUCACGAGCUCGGCACAAUCAACCUGCUCUGCAUCACAAGCAAGCCCCUCCCCUUACAAGCUUUAACCCCACCCCAUCUUAAUUUGUUAGGCAACACUUAUGAUUUCUCAGUCACAUGAUAGGAGUGAGAAAUGCAGUGCCUGCAGAACGUACUCAGGCCCCUUCACUUGAGCAACACUCAGUAACCCCAAAAACAGGACUUCAGACCUUUUUGCAAAUUUUAAUAAAAACCUGAAAUAUCACAUUGAUACAAGUAUGAAGACCCUUAAUUAGUACUUCAUUGAAGCCCCUUGUGGCAGCAAUCCCAGCCUAAAGACAUCAAGGGUCUGACGUGACAAACUUCACACACCUGGCCAUGGGGAUUUUCUGCCAUUCACCUCUACAGAUCUUCUCAAAUUCAGUCAGGUUAGGUUGAGACCAUCAGUGGACAGCUAUUUACAGAUCUCUUCAGAGAUGUUCAUUUGGGUUCACGUCUGAUCUCCGACUUGGCCACUCAAGGACAUUGACAGAGUUGACCCUAAGUCACUCCUGUGUUGUCUUUGCUUUGUCCAGUUUCAAAGUGAACCUUCUACUGAAUCUGAGGUCCAGAACACUUAAAGAAGGUUUCUAUCAAGGAUAUCUCAAUCCUGACUAGUCUCCCACUCCCUGGCUUUGAAAAACAACCCAAACCAUGAUGCCACCCACAUUGCACAGGUGAUGACCAGUGCCUGGUUUCCUCCAGAUGUGAUGUCUAGAGUUGAGAUCAAUCCUUCCAGAGAAUCUUAUUUCUCAUAGUCUGAAUGUUCUUUAGAUGCCCUUUUGUCCCUUUCAGGUGUCACUUGGCCACUCUGUCAUAAAGCUCAGAUUAGUUGCAGUGGUGGCUGUUCUUCUAGAAGUUUCUCCCAUCUUUACUCAGGUCCUCCGGAGCUCAACCAGAGUGACCAUUAGGUUCUUGGUCAACUCUCUUACCAAGUCCUUUUUCUGAUUGCUCAGAUUGGUUGAGUGGCCACCUCUAGGAGGCGCCCUGACUAUUUCUGACAUUCUUCCAUUUAAAAACGAUGGAAGUUCUUGGAAACUUUUAAUGCUGCAGACAUUUUCUGUAGCGUUUCCCAGAUACAAUUCUUUCUCUGAGCUCUGCGGCCAAUUCCUUCAAUGUUAUGACUUGUUUUUGUGCUCUGAUACACAAUGUCGGCUUCUACAGACGUGUGUGCGCCUUUCCUAAUCAUGUCCGAUCAACUGAAUUGGCCACAGGUGGACUCCAGACAAGGUGUAGAAACAUCUCAGUGAUGCUCAAGAGCCAAAGUAACGGGUCUGAACACUUGUUUCAAUAAGAUAUUUCAGUUUUUCACUUGUAAUAAAUGCUCAAAGCUUCCUAAAAUCCUGUUUUCGCUUUGUCAUUUUGGGGUAUCGAGUGUUGUUGGACGAGGAGGAAAAAAUGAUUGAAAUGAUUUUAGCACAAAGCUGCAACAUAACAAAACACAAAGAAAGUGAAAUGGUCUGAAUACUUUCUGAAGGCAAAGUAAAAACGGAGCACAGUCAUUACCACGUGCUCAAGCAUUGUGUGGUCAGCAUACAUCUCAUUGCAGUUUGAACUUUUAGGUUAGUCAUUUUGUGUAUUUUACUUUACUGUUUCAUUUAUUUUACUGAUUUUUGAUCCCAGCCUGCUUUUGGUUUUGCUUUGUAG
Molecule: messenger RNA, 3554 nt
Organism: Polypterus senegalus (gray bichir)
Lineage: Eukaryota; Metazoa; Chordata; Cladistia; Polypteriformes; Polypteridae
Product: perforin-1-like
Exons: 3
Coding region: 39-1838 (599 amino acids)
Biological process (GO): leukocyte mediated cytotoxicity
Molecular function (GO): pore-forming activity; calcium ion binding
Source: RefSeq, a predicted model, not a curated record